This is a messenger RNA of Cinclus cinclus, 1404 nucleotides long. It is a transcript of the gene MOB1A, whose product is annotated as MOB kinase activator 1A. Gene Ontology annotation, molecular function: protein kinase activator activity. The coding region runs from base 300 to 950 and encodes 216 amino acids. The record is from RefSeq and is a predicted model, not a curated record. The transcript has 6 exons. Gene Ontology annotation, biological process: positive regulation of protein phosphorylation; hippo signaling. Gene Ontology annotation, cellular component: cytoplasm; nucleus. Lineage: Eukaryota; Metazoa; Chordata; Aves; Passeriformes; Cinclidae.
GGUCCCGUGAGGAGCCGCCGCCGCUCCCUCAGCGCGGCUCGGCUCGGCCCGGUCCGGUCCGGUCCGGCACAGCUCGAUUCGAUCCGCUCUCUCAGCCGGGCCCCGCUUCCCUCUGUCCGUUCCCUUAGCUCUUCCCUGUCCCUCAGUCGUUUCCUCAGCCCUUCCUACUCCCUCAGCCCGCUCCCUCAGCCCUUCCCGAUCCCCAGUCCCUCUCCCUCAGCCCAUUUCUUCUCUCUCAACCCCUUCCUGCUCCUCUCAGCCGUUUCCUCUCUGCUCAGCCCUGCCUGCCCCAUCUCGCCAUGAGCUUCCUCUUUGGGAGCCGCUCUUCGAAAACGUUCAAGCCAAAGAAGAACAUUCCGGAAGGAUCCCACCAGUACGAGCUCCUCAAACACGCUGAGGCCACGCUGGGCAGUGGCAACCUGCGGCAGGCCGUGAUGCUGCCCGAGGGAGAGGACCUCAAUGAGUGGAUUGCUGUCAACACUGUGGAUUUCUUCAACCAGAUCAACAUGCUGUACGGGACCAUCACGGAGUUCUGCACUGAGAGCAGCUGCCCUGUCAUGUCUGCUGGGCCCAGGUACGAGUACCACUGGGCCGACGGCACCAACAUCAAGAAGCCCAUCAAGUGCUCGGCGCCCAAGUACAUCGAUUACCUGAUGACAUGGGUGCAGGACCAGCUGGAUGACGAGACCCUCUUCCCUUCCAAGAUCGGUGUCCCCUUCCCCAAGAACUUCAUGUCGGUGGCCAAGACCAUCCUGAAGCGGCUGUUCCGGGUCUAUGCCCACAUCUACCACCAGCACUUCGACUCAGUGAUGAGGCUGCAGGAGGAGGCUCAUCUCAACACCUCCUUCAAGCACUUCAUCUUCUUUGUGCAGGAGUUCAGCUUGAUCGACAGGCGGGAGCUGGCUCCUCUGCACGAGCUGAUUGAGAAGUUGGGCUCCAAGGACAGAUAAAACCCCCUGGGAGGACCCUUCUGGCCGCUCCUUUUCUGCUUCUUUGGCCACCUCCACGCUUGGCUCCAGAGACUGGACAGCACCGAGUGGCCUCAGUGCUGCUGCACAGCCCCCACUGGGCUGGGUGGAGGUGGAGCAGGUUCUGUCCUGCACUGGAUGUUCCAGGUGCUGCCCAGAGCUCCUCUCUGGACUCUCCAGCCCGAGAGCACGCCCGGAGUGGCUCAGCUUAUUUUUGGAAGCGCUUUUUUGUUUGUUUUUUAUAGAAGAGGUGCACUUUGGCCCAGAGCCUUAAGCUCCCCAUGGGGGGUGAGGAGAAGUGCCUGGCCCCAGGGUGAGCUGUCCCUGUCCGUGGGUGGGAGGAGCAGCUCUGGCGUAUCCCACGGGUCUCUCCUGUGUGGCAAAGGCAAUAAUAAUAAUAGUAAUAAUAAAUAACUUUCUCCCUGCUCUUCUUUCA